Messenger RNA from Daucus carota subsp. sativus, 645 nucleotides. RefSeq names its product E3 ubiquitin-protein ligase At1g63170. The transcript is spliced from 3 exons. Bases 1 to 645 code for a protein of 214 amino acids. The record is from RefSeq and is a predicted model, not a curated record. Lineage: Eukaryota; Viridiplantae; Streptophyta; Magnoliopsida; Apiales; Apiaceae.
AUGUCCGAUCUUUCCUCAGCCACCGAGCACAUCCAACAACACCAAACUGAUUGGGAAGCUCUACUCGCCGAUCUCGGAUGUAGCUUGACGUUUAUCAUUUCGUCAUUGAUGUUUCUGAAUGUUGAAGAAGUUGUCGAAGUGUAUUUGAGAGUUUGGAUUAGUGUAGGAGUAGUGCAGUGUAGUAUUCAUGUGGUUUGCGUUUGUUUAGAGUUAAAGAGAAAGUGGGAUCGUGUUGUCGCCCAGACGGAGAGGGAUGAGAAUUCUGAUUCAUCGAAUGUUGUAAUUAAUCAUGGCCAGGAGGAGCAAACGAGGCUGUGGAUAGUGUUCUUGGUCUUGGUUGUGUUCUUUGUUGUUAUCUGUGCUGCUGUGGUAUCUGUUCGAUUUGCUAUUUGCUUCUUGCUACAACAUGCAAUUCUCUCUGCCAUGGAAGAUCAGAAAGGAAAAGUUGACAGCUUUCUGCGAAGAAUUCCCAGAUACAGGUUUCAGAGGCAUGGUGUUUGUGGUGAAAAACAAAAUGAGGAUCCUCAGGAUGAGGAGAUAGAAGAACCUCUUACGGGAAAAAUGACCGAAUGCAACAUUGAUACACCCAUUGAGCAUGUUCUUCCUCUUGAAGAUGCUGUAAGAUUUCGCUAUUUACUACCCUAG